Molecule: messenger RNA, 1716 nt
Organism: Saccharomyces mikatae IFO 1815
Lineage: Eukaryota; Fungi; Ascomycota; Saccharomycetes; Saccharomycetales; Saccharomycetaceae
Gene: SSP1
Product: Ssp1p
Exons: 1
Coding region: 1-1716 (571 amino acids)
Source: RefSeq, a predicted model, not a curated record
AUGAGAAGCUCUGGUACAUAUGAAGAUGAUCCAUCCCAGAAAAUUGCCUCAACCCUCCCAAAGCAGUCGAAGCAGAAAAAGCCGACCAAAUUUAGAGAAAGAAUGCGCAGGUGGUUACAGACUGGGAAAAACAAUGAUGGCCAAGAGGAAGAGGAUGUUCCUAAAGUAUUCAAAAAGGUUUUCUAUCCACAAACAGGAAUGACAGCUUUCAACAAUAAUGAUAAUCCAGAGGGUCACGAUAUUACAAAUAAUUUUUUUCUACCCAGCGAAGAUGAAUCUGGUCCGUUCCAAAGUAGCGUUAAAACUUUUCUGACUGGAAAUAAUGAUGAGAAUGCUGACUUUCAACCAAAUGUAAAUUUCAAACAAAAGACUGAAUCUCCAAAGUCACCUUAUAGGCAAAAACCUGCACAAGAAAUACCAAUGUUGAAGGACCUUUUCGUUUCUAACAAAUACGAUGAUCCCUAUUUGAAUUCUUCCACAAAAUUUGGUAACAUAACAUCAACGUUUCCCAGUAGUUUAUCAUUAAGAACUGUGACCUUACAAACGGUGAAGAGAAGAAUUGACUGUAUUUCUGCUAAAAAAAAAGAAGUGUGGAAGACAGAAGAAAAAUUUUUGAAAGACAUCCUGAUGUGGUUACAAAGCUCAAACUUCGAAGAUCCUGAUACAAUCUCAUUGAUACAUGAAAUUGAAAAGAUUUUUGAGGAGGAUAUCCUGUUUGAGCAAAAUGUGUCAGAUUGCUUGAGAGAAAUAUCGAAUAAUUUCGAGUAUAUUUGCAUGAGAGAAACCCAAUUGAUCAAUGAGGGAAACAUAUUGAAAAAUGACUUGAAAAAAUACGCAAAAUCAAGGGAGCAUAAAGGUGAAAAGCAUGAAGAUACGGAGGUUUUGAGGGAAAAGGUUAUAUCAUCACAAAAGUCUUUUGACGUUGUAAAGCGGCACUAUAAACAGGCAAUAUCAAUAACGACAAGACAACUAUUCAUGAACUUAGCAUUUGAGUACUACGAAAACUGUUCAGACAUGAAGGGUAUUUCAAGAAAAUACUUACAAGAAUCCUUGUCAACUUUACAAACUAUUGACACCCUCGGAUUUUCAGAGGAAUUGGAAAGAAUUAGGAAAAGAAGAUUCGAUAAAUUUUGGGCCAAAACUAAUCCUGAUCCAACAAAUGAUAUUCAAAAGUUUGUCAAUAUGAGAACAGGAGUAGCGGGAUUUAAUGAUUCAUUAAUGAAUCACUUGUAUGGGAAAUUGAGUUUUGGGGUAGCACCACUUGAGGAAGAAGUGCAAACUUCACAACCAGACCUUACUGAUAUGCCUGAAAAUGUUUGGAACGAGGUUCUCUCAGAUUAUAAUUCACUCGACGGUAAUCCUAUUACUUCAAAUAAAUUUUUAUCUGCCAAAGAAGUUGAGCCAGAUCAAUUAGUUGAGCUUUUCGUCCAAGGAGGAAGAGAAAAAGAAACAAAAGACAUCAACUCCCCAGCUGAAAACACCCAACAAGCAUCACAGUCUGAGGGAAAAAAGGAAAACCUAGAAGCCAGUGACUCCGUAAUUUUAAGAAGUGCGAAAAGAAAUAUAAAUAUCAAUGCUACCAGUUUGAGAAAUCUCUCCAUUAAAAAGGCUCAGAUUAAACCGGAGUCUGCGAAUGAAGAAAGUAAGAUUCUUGCUGCGGCAUUAAACGAUGCCAAGCAGAAUUUGGAUGAAAACGUCUGGAAAAGCCCAAUUUGA